This is a messenger RNA of Myotis daubentonii (Daubenton's bat), 2257 nucleotides long. RefSeq names its product cyclin H (gene CCNH). Gene Ontology annotation, cellular component: transcription factor TFIIK complex. Gene Ontology annotation, molecular function: cyclin-dependent protein serine/threonine kinase regulator activity. Gene Ontology annotation, biological process: DNA-templated transcription; regulation of transcription by RNA polymerase II. NCBI's taxonomy places the organism in Eukaryota, Metazoa, Chordata, Mammalia, Chiroptera, Vespertilionidae. The record is from RefSeq and is a predicted model, not a curated record.
ACACUUCCUGGGCCUGGAAAAGUGAAGUUAUUUUCCUGCCCUGACAGCUGAGAAUGUACCACAACAGUAGCCAGAAGCGGCACUGGACUUUCGCCAGCGAGGAGCAGCUGGCGCGACUGCGGGCCGACGCCAACCGCAAGUUCAAAUGCAAGGCGGUGGCGAACGGGAAGAUGUUUUGUUUUUUUAUAAACUGAAGGCAAGACCCUCCACCUGUAAAAAGAUUACUGUUUGCUUUAUUGCGGUGGUCUGGAACGGAACCCGCAAUAUCUCCGAGGUUCUUCCUAAUGAUCCAGUCUUUCUUGAGCCUCAUGAAGAAAUGACACUCUGCAAAUACUAUGAGAAAAGAUUAUUGGAAUUUUGUUCAGUGUUUAAGCCAGCAAUGCCGAGGUCUGUGGUGGGUACAGCUUGUAUGUAUUUCAAGCGUUUUUAUCUCAAUAACUCAGUAAUGGAAUAUCACCCCCGGAUAAUAAUGCUCACGUGUGCAUUUUUGGCCUGCAAAGUGGAUGAAUUCAAUGUAUCUAGUCUACAGUUUGUUGGAAAUCUGCGGGAGAGCCCUCUUGGACAGGAGAAGGCACUUGAACAGAUUUUGGAAUAUGAACUGCUUCUUAUACAGCAACUUAAUUUCCACCUUAUUGUCCACAAUCCUUAUAGACCCUUUGAAGGCUUUCUCAUUGAUUUAAAGACCCGCUAUCCCGUGUUGGAGAAUCCAGAGAUUUUGAGGAAAACAGCAGAUGACUUUCUUAAUAGAGUUGCACUGACGGAUGCUUACCUUUUAUACACACCUUCUCAAAUCGCCCUGACUGCCAUUUUAUCCAGUGCUUCCAGAGCAGGAAUUACUAUGGAAAGUUAUUUAUCAGAAAGUCUGAUGCUGAAAGAGAACAGAACUUGCUUGUCACAGUUAUUAGAUGUAAUGAAAAGCAUGAGAAACUUGGUAAAGAAAUAUGAACCACCGAGACCUGAAGAAGUUGCUGUUCUGAAGCAGAAGUUGGAGAGAUGUCAUUCUGCUGAGCUUGCACUUAACGUAAUUACGAAGAAGAGGAAAGGCUAUGAAGAUGAUGAUUAUGUCUCAAAAAAAUCCAAACAUGAGGAGGUAUGUUCUCCAAAGGUCACUAAACUGGCAUCAAAGCAAGGUCCACAUUUAUUUCAGAUUUUCCUACCCAGUUUUAGAGGUUUUAUUUCAUCAUUGACCAGCUAGUUACUGCAAGGCCUGCAAAGGUAAAUAACAAGUUUCCUAUUGUAGCUUAAGAGACUGGGAGGGAACCAAACCGCCUAGCACUAGGUUUUUGGAAGGAGACCAAGUUGGAUACUACCGUGGUGAUCCCCCUGAAAAGCAGGAGGGAGGGAAAGGAAAGGAAUAUGAUACAGAGAAAAAGUGGAACUGAAUUGACAUUAAUAAAAGGUAUAGUACAGGGUAAGCUGAGUUUUCUGUCAUUAUUCAACUGUGAUUAUAGCUAUACCAGGGCUAGCUGCCUCCACAGAAAUCUUUUAACCCCUCAUAUUUAACACUUUGUUUUUUCCUACAUUUUAAUCAGGGGGAUAUAAUAAAAUGUUGCUCUUGGAAUAUAGGCCUUUAGAAAAUUUCUUUAGUGUGGGAAAUAAGUUUCCUAAUAAUCUCCCUUGGUUCCUGUCUCAUCCACUUUUGAUAUGCUGCUUAAUACCUAUCCCCUAUACAGUUAUAGGAGUGAAUGAAUUAAUAUGAUCCUUCUAAAGAGACCAUUAGCAAAAAAAAAAAAAAAAAGACCUGAAGGUUUAUCUUCUCUUUGGGCCUGGCUUUAAUACUAAAUUUGAACUGUUUCUAAACAAGGAAGAAAAUUAAAUUAAAUGCUUACCUCUAUUUAGACAGAAGUAAUCAAUUAGUUAAUAUCCCUUGGUUUUAUUUUAACUUAACCCUUGUGAAUACUUCACAAAGAUACACAUACAGAAGCAAAUAAAACUAUACAAACUAAAUACCCAGCAGAUACAACAAGUAGUCAGAAGUUCAAAGAUGGAUAGCUGUUAAGUGACUCAUGAGGUUGUUUGCAUAAUCAAUUUGGAAUUAAUGAAUACUUUCAACAAAAAGCAUUCUAGGUGUUUUUUUAACACAAAAGAAAUUGGUAGUCUAAAAUGUUUGGGUAACAUGCAUCGAUCAGUACAAUGACCAAUAUUUAUUGAAUUUAAACUAUUUACUGUUGUAAACAUUUAACAAAAGCAUUAUGAGAUCUAAAUACAGUUUGAACAAAUAAGUGGUAUGUUUAAAAAAUAAAGCUGAUGAGCAAUA